CGAGCCGCGCCGCCCGUGCCGCCGCGAUCCGGCCGAGCCGCGGUGCCGCCCGCCCCCGGCCGCUGCCCGCGCCCUGCGCUUUGUGCGUGCGGCGGCCACCACCAUGCGGGGGGAGAGGCUCCGCGUGGGACGCGGCGAGGCGGAGCGCCCGCGCCGCCCCGGCUGCUGCACCUCGGGGGGCACGGCCCCCAGAGAGCCCUGAGCGGUACGUAGGGGCCACCCCGGGCGGAGAGCACUUCUCUCUUUUAUUAUUAAUCGGGGUUUGGUUUGUGGUGGGUUUUUUUGGUUUUUUUUUUUUCGUUUGUUACUGGGAGAUGGGUGGUGAUGGUGAAGGGGAGGAUUUCUACUGUGCAGCGUUUGCUGGAAGGAAAACCCUGUAGGUGAAGCCAUAUGGGUUCUCAGUGGCAUGGCUUAGUGGCUUCUUGGCUUAACAGUUUUCGGGCGGGGAGUGUGCAGGGUGUGUUUUAGAAGGGCUCGACUGCUCAAGAGAGCUUGAAUAGAUACGUUUAGAGAAGCAGCGCUUUCCAGGAAUUUAAAUGAGACCCUUUUUUGUGGUUGCUUUUCCAGGCUGUUCUGUUAGUUCUAGAUUUGUUUUUGCAGAUUGCUCUUAUCAGUAGUUAGGCAGCUGUGGUAGCAUAUAAAAAUCGAUGUUCUCAAAGGAAAAAAGAAAGUCUCGGUGAAUUCACCUCUGCUAAGCGGUGUGGAUCACUUCUGUGGUCUGGUUUUAUUAUUUAUCGGGAAUGUUAUAGUCUCUAAUGCUUAACUACCGUUUCUAGUUUAUUUUGUUAUGGCAAUGUGCUUCUUUUGGUACUAAAAAAAAAAAUUGGUUGGGUUACUCAAUCAAGUAAUUUAGUUGGUAACUUGAAGGAACAUUUAGUCCUCUCAUUUCAGAAGUGGAGGGAAAUGGUAAGAGAAAGGCAGGAGGCAGUGGCAAACCUCAAGGUCUAGGUUUUGCACGUUUUUAAAUUUGAUUUUCCUUUUCCAGUCUUGCAAACUUUCUGAACUUUUAUCCUUUUGCAAUGAAACUUUCCAGGCGUGGCGUCUGCAUCCAGGUAAUUUUAAUACAUAUAUAUAUAUCUUUCUCUUGUUUGGAAAACUCAGGUGAAAAUAAUUCAACUGGUUUGCAUAGUGUGGGGCUGUAGGAGAUGGGGAAAGACUUGCCACAUUUUUUCCAUUUAAAGAUGGAGCUCUUGCAGUUUUUUGGUUGUGUGUUUUUUUGUUUUUUUGUUUUUUUUUUAAACAGGGGGUUUUAUUUUUUAUGUAAAUCUCAAGUAUGGUUUAGAAGUAUUAUUAUUUCAUGGGUAGUUUCUGAUUAAAAUACUAUUUGAUGAAAAUCCUGUCAUGGAUACCUACUAAUUUUGUGUGUAUUUUGCUAAGACCAACUGCUGCACUAUUGGGAAAAUAUGUGCUAUAUUUGCUGAACGAGAAGCUGCGAUAAAGGGUCUGGAGGUGAGGUCCCUGUCCCUGUGUACUCAAACCCAAGGACUCAACACUGAUUUCUGCAACUGACAACUUUGUGGACACCUCUGCUGUAGGAGACAGGCUCCUCUUGCCAUUUGCUGUGGAAGUGCUGGAUUUGAGAUCUUGUUUUAUUGUCCUUCACCAAUACUUCAAGGCACAGAGGAGCUGGUAAAGGCAUUGCCAUGAAACCUAACUUGAAGCAAUGGAAACAACUCAUGCUCUUUGGUAUCUUUGCAUGGGGCCUGCUUUUCUUGGUGAUAUUCAUCUAUUUUACAGAUAGCAACACUGCUGAACCAGUUCCAAGUUCCUUUUCUUACAUUGAAACUAAGAGACUACUACCCCUUCAAGGAAAGCAGAGAGUCAUCAUGGGAGCCAUUCAUGACCCAUCAUUCUCGGAAACCAUUGAUGGGAAUGAGGUACUUCUUAAUGAAGAUCUCCUAGGUACUUUUAAAUCGGGGACUGUAAAUUCUAAGAAAUGGACUGUGUUGGAAGAGGCCUUUAGAAAUGAAGAUGAGUUUUUCCCACCCCAGUUAGGAAGAAACUCAAAGAGUGCUUUCUACCAAGUGAAUGAUGAUUAUUUAUUUGCUGCUGGUCAGCCUCAGUCACACCUUCAAGAGAUAGAAAAAUUCAUUUCAGCUGACAUAAAUAAUCCAAAAGGAAAUAUUUUACAGAACAACUGGAGCCAUCAGAGAAGAACGAGGAGAAGGAGCACAAAGCAUAGGAGAAGCCAGAUGUUUGAUGAAUCUGAUGACUGGGAUGGGCUGUAUUCCACAAUGUCGAAAUCCUUUCUUUACAAGCUUUGGAAAGGGGAUGUCUCUUCCAAGAUGCUAAACCCUCGACUGCAGAAGGCGAUGAAAGAUUAUUUGAGUACCAAUAAGCAUGGGGUGCGGUUCAAGGGGAAACGAAACUCCAAGUUGACAGGAGACCAGCUAUUCUGUGAGCUAAAAGAAAGAGUGAAUGUGAAAACAAUAGAUGGCAAGGAGGCUCCCUUCUCCACUCUUGGAUGGGAGAAGCACGUUCCCCAAAUUCCACUGGUCAAAUUAUAUACACAUGGCUUUGGGAGCUGUGCAGUAGUUAUGUCUGCUGGUGCAAUACUGAACUCCUCCCUAGGGGACGAAAUAGAUUCUCAUGAUGCCGUUUUAAGAUUUAAUUCUGCUCCAACACGUGGCUAUGAAAAAGAUGUUGGCAAUAAAACAACCAUGCGGAUCAUUAAUUCUCAGAUUCUCACCAAUCCAAACCAUCACUUUGUCGACAGUUCCUUGUAUAAAGAUGUUAUCUUAGUAGCCUGGGAUCCUGCUCCCUACUCUGCUAAUCUGAAUGUGUGGUAUAAGAAGCCAGACUACAAUCUAUUCACUCCCUACGUACAGCAUCGCAGGAAGAAUCCAACCCAGCCAUUCUACAUCCUCCAUCCAAAGUUUAUAUGGCAGCUCUGGGACAUCAUUCAGGAGAACACUAAAGAGAAGAUACAGCCCAACCCUCCUUCUUCAGGGUUCAUUGGUAUCCUCAUCAUGAUGUCCAUGUGUAAUGAAGUGCACGUGUACGAGUACAUCCCUUCAGUGCGACAAACCGACCUGUGUCACUACCAUGAACUCUACUAUGAUGCAGCUUGCACCUUAGGGGCCUACCAUCCUCUGCUCUACGAGAAGCUCCUGGUGCAGAGGAUGAACAAAGGUUUGCAGGAUGAUCUGUAUCGGAAGGGGAAAGUCAUUUUGCCAGGGUUCAAAGCUAUCAAGUGCCCCAAGCGAAAUAAUUUCCCACACUUGUAGAAGUAAAUCUUUCAGAAACAAUGUGCAAUAAGGUACUACUGUCGUACUAUAAACGAGAAGAGAAUACUUGAAAAAUAUAUCUUAGACCAACUUAGUCUUGAGUCUAUAAAUUGUAAUUAAGUAGCAGGCAUGAGAAAUACUUCUUUUCUGAGCCUGAGUAUUUAUUAUUGCUUGGCAAAUAGUUACAGAAAAAAAGCAAAGGCUUAGCUCAUGAAGGUGCAAAGGACAUAACUUAGGCAGAAAUACAAUGUAUCGUUGUUGGUGUGACUGUCAGAAUUUGUUGGUGGUCUCAUACCACAUAUGCUAGACUGUAAGUUUUUUUUUAAUGAAUUUAUUUAAUUGUCAAACCUGGCAUUGUGAAACAGCCUCAAUUGUUCAUGUAUGUACAGAGUGGCCGGUUGAACAAUGCAGCAUUUCCCUUGGCUCCAUGGGAUUUUCACACUCUCCCAGAAUGAAGCAAUUGCUACUCCAAGCUGUGCAGUCAUUCACUAGAGCAGACUUAAUGCCUGUUCCUACACAGGCUCAGUUCCAGGCCUCCAGCUGAGCAAGGGCUUAGGGUAGCCCUGAAGUGUGUGCAGUUGGAGAUGGCUGUACACCACUGAAGCAGUUAAACUACUGGAUGUGUUUCUGGAUGCCAGUCUCCCAUGCUGACACUGACUGAAGAGGGAAGGGAAAAACUAUUCCUUUAGAGAAAAAAGAAUAUAUUUGUAACCCAAAUAGGAAGAAAAACUCUCCCUGAAAGGACUGUCAGGAAGGUGUGAGAUGGAAAUGGUGCCUUCCCCCAGUCUGCACAGAUACAAAAGAUCCAGAGAAAGCCAAGGGAGGCUGUGCAGCAUUCACCAUUACACUGAAAAGCAAGCAUAGAGGAGCUCACCACUUGUCAACAAAGAUAGCAUUCAGGAAUACAGACAUUAUUUUUAGGUGUUUCUUUGGUAUCCAAAUCAAAGUCACUUGUUCACAAGUUCUUGCUGUUCAGAAAGAAGUUUUCUGACAAAAGAAGAUAUCAGCAUUUUUUACUUAAUGCUUGAAAGACUAUGACCCAGAAAAGCUGUAAUGCCUGCAAGAAAAACUGACAGCAGAUUGCAUAUGGAGAUGGUUUGGUAUUUUCAUUCAUAACACACAAGGACAAUAUUCUUUAAGGUAAUUCUAAAAGUUGGUGGUCUGGAGUAGUUUUCUCAGUUUUUUGGUUUGGUUUGGUUUUUUCCCACCUGACUGUACAUUUUCUUUUAGAGUAAGUUCAGCAGGAAUAUGUGUACACAAAAGCACAGCUAUAUCCUACUCAUGUGCAUCCAGUAAAAAAAGCAGACAGCUCAAAGGGGCAUUGAAAAGAGUAGCUGACUGGUUGUGGUGGAAAGUGGUUUUUGUGUUUUGACUUAAGCAAAAGGCCUUUUCACCUUCAGUAAUGUAAUGUAAGGAUAUCACAAAAACUUUUUUCUCUCACUCAGCUCUUUGGGAAGCAGUAUUGGAAUGAUCUUCUGGAAGGAUUAUUUUCCUUCCUCAAAAUGAAGAAUAAAUGUCUUACAUAGGACUUAGCCUUCUUUUUGGGCUUUUUGAUGAUCUUGAGAAUCUUCUUGUAGACAGAAAUCAUGUGUAGAUGAUCUAAUAACUGUACUUCUGUGUUGUAUGGAUAGUUAUGUCCAUAAAGCAUUUUGGUACAUAUCAAAAUUAAUAAGUUUUACUCAUAUUAGGCUUGAACUCUGGAUAUAGUACAUACCAAUUUCUUUUUAAUAUCAUGUGUGGUGGCAACUUUUAUUCCUGAAGUUAAUAACAUUCUUAAUUAAAUGCAUAGAGGAUAGAUAGCCUACUCCGAACUAAUCUAUUUUUCCAUAUGUUUGGUACCCUGUUUGGAAAACAUAAGCAGUCUGAACAGUGCAAUCAAAUAUGUCUCUCUCUGCUGUAUCCUGGGUUAGCUAUGACACAACUGUAAAGGAAGGGAGCUUAGCUUUCUAAGACUAGUGAAUAUGCUACUUUUCAAUAAGCAGGACCUUCUAGAGUUUCAAAAAGAAAAAAAAUAUACUCUGACUGGCCUGCAACCACUAACUUUUACCUUCAGUUUUCACAAAGAAGAAAAGAAAUAACUGCAUUGCUCAACCACCCACAGCAGGAUUAUAUAGUAUUAUUUGUUCUCUCAAUAAUUUUUCAUAAUAAUCAACACAGGUGUUGCUUAUACAGAACAAGGCAAAUUAUAACGUUUCAUGUAACAAGUGCUAAGCAUGCCUACUUAGUACAUCAUUUAUAUACCAAUGCAGAACCAGGUCUGAGUAUUUAUUACUGCUUUGCAAAUAGUUACAGAAAAAAAAACUCUACAUUUUUAAUUUACUGGACUACAUACUCAAGCCCUUGCAGCCAAAUUUUUUUUCUUUGCCAUAUCUUUCUUUAUAUGGUAGUCAGACCUCCUUCCAUAAGUGCAAAUUUGUAGCACUAUCACCUCAGAAGGUGCUGCAGAGCUGUGCUGCAAACAUUUGCUCACAGAGAAGGAAGACCAACCUGUGAUGCCGCCUUUAAAAAAUGAGCCUGGAAUGGCUUUCUACACUGGUUUCCACUGUGAUGUUUUAGUGGUCUGCCUGCUCAAAUACAUUGUGGUUAUUUAAAGAGCGUUUUCUCUCCUAACUUGUCUUGUCCUCCUUCAGUUUCUGGCACAGGUGCAAGUGUGCUUGAUCUGUUAAUUGAGGGCUCCCAUCCACUUGCUGCAAGGGGGUAGGGGCAGAAAUAAAGGGGAAACAUAGAGGACCUGCAGAGGUGCUUCUCUCACCACUUCUUACUCACUGUGGCAUUGGCAUUCUGGCUUUUAUAAGAGCCCUCCAACAGUUUUUGAUUUACUGGGCACUUCCCUAUCCCUUGUGAGGGAAGAGAAAUGUUUGCAAAGAACAACAUUUGUAAAUUUAAAAUAUUCAAUGUGUGAUAACACUGAACCAUAGCUCUUCUAAAAAUAAUGGAUGAGAGUGCUGGGUUUAGGUGCAUAUUAAAUGCAGCAGGAAAGGAAGUGUAUUUUUUCACCAAGAUCAUGGGACUUUUUAGGGGAAAGAUACAGGUGUGGCUUCAUUGCUCUCCACUAUGUCUGCACUAACAGAGUGGGACAUCACCUAGACAAAACCUGAUGCAUAUCAAGAUGCAUUAUCAGCCAAGCAAUUGCCUCUGCUAUUGGGCCCCUGAGCGCCCUUCACACUUGUAGGCUUUAAAUUUAUGGAGUUUUACUGACAAGUAGGAACAAGUUGCCUUCAAACACUAUCAAGCCUCAUUUCUGUGCCCUGGUGCUGUGGAAAACAGUUAAAGUUAACUGGAACAAACCAGAAACACAGCAGCAGUUUAAGGAAAUGCACUGAGUUUAUGCUGAACUUAAUUAUGCUCUUCUUUCCCCACUGUGAAUUCUGUAACUUUUCUGACUUGUGGUGCUCUAUUAUUUUAUGCAUUCAGUUUUGGAUGGUUAAAUCAAGGCAUUCUUUUGUUUAAUCGAGAAAAAAAUGAAAUAUUUUGCCUCAUUUUGAGCCAAAAUCUUUUUACUAGGAAAAAUCCAUUAUUUUGUUCCAUUUCCUCUAUAGUUCUAAAGGUUACCUCAGCAUAAACUCAUAGCUCAGUCCUUCCUUGGAUUAAACUAUUAAAUGUUUUUUACCUUGUUGUGCAGUUUUAUGCUGUAGAAACUCUGGUAAAUUCAGUGAAAGUACAUGAUGUACCUUUGGAGAGAGAGAGGGGUGACAUAAACACUCUAAUAUACACUCUCUCUGUACAAAUUUAAUUUAAGUAUUGCUUAUCUUUGGUAAAGACAUUUUCUUUGGUGAAGACAUCCAAAUUCUGAACUUGUUGCUGUAGAUUUCUUGCCAAAGUCAGAAAAACCAAAAGAGUUGUUUUUUGUUGUUUUUUUUUUUUUUUUUAAUGAGGACAAGUGUCUACACUCACUUGUUGCACAGACUGAGCACAGUAAUUUUGGAGACUGAUUGAAUUAAACAGGCGUUCAUAAGGCAUGUGGAGCAAUCCCUAGUGGGGUUUUUAAUUUCUUUUUUCUUCAGAAGUUUUUAAGGAUGGAAAAUGGCAUUUGGACAGUGACACAGAUGUACUCGGAAAGGAGUAUUAAAUGCAUUGACUGCAACAAUAAAUGGUUACUGUUUUUCCCUUCAUGCUUUCUAAAGUUGAUGCAUAUUUAAAUGAAAUCCUGCUUUGAAGUAGGUAAUUCAGAAGCCUGCUGUUAAAAGUAUUUUAAUCUUUCCCAGCAUCUAUCCUCUCACACAUAAGGAGGAUACUUAAUUUAACUGUUUUAACUGAUUUAACUGAAAUUGAAGUAACGCAUGCCAGGCGUACAUGAAUCACUUAAUGAAUUUUGACAGUGCAGAUGUCUUCUCUCUGGCUUAGCAGUCAGAUUCAGAAUUUUGUUCUUGAAAUAAGAGUUGUGUUAAAAGCCUUACUUUUUUCAUAUCAUCUCAUCACUCUUAAAAUAUGUAGUCAUUGAACUAUUCAAAUAUAGACUGUGUACUUUUUUAAUAGCUUUGAGAAUUAUUUUGUAUGAUGAUUUUUUUAAAUGAAUGUGUACUCUAAUAACAAACCUUAAGAUUUUACAGGAGUCACAUUUUUAAGCAGUGUUUGUAUACAUUUUAACACUUUUUAUAUUUUCUAUUAUGAUUUUGUAUAUUUUUAUGUAUACAUAGUGUACAGAUUUUUUCCUGUAAAUAAAACAUUUGUUUUCAUUUG
Taeniopygia guttata (zebra finch) is the source of this 7907-nucleotide messenger RNA. RefSeq names its product ST6 beta-galactoside alpha-2,6-sialyltransferase 2 (gene ST6GAL2). Gene Ontology annotation, cellular component: Golgi apparatus. The record is from RefSeq and is a predicted model, not a curated record. Gene Ontology annotation, biological process: sialylation. NCBI's taxonomy places the organism in Eukaryota, Metazoa, Chordata, Aves, Passeriformes, Estrildidae. Gene Ontology annotation, molecular function: beta-galactoside alpha-2,6-sialyltransferase activity.